Molecule: messenger RNA, 4928 nt
Organism: Bombus pascuorum
Lineage: Eukaryota; Metazoa; Arthropoda; Insecta; Hymenoptera; Apidae
Product: zinc finger and BTB domain-containing protein 41-like
Exons: 3
Coding region: 179-2599 (806 amino acids)
Biological process (GO): regulation of transcription by RNA polymerase II
Molecular function (GO): DNA-binding transcription factor activity; RNA polymerase II cis-regulatory region sequence-specific DNA binding
Source: RefSeq, a predicted model, not a curated record
AUAAAUAUAUUUUCAAGGUUACUACCUUACCGAUAAUGAUCUGAACCUAUCUGAACUAAGCGGAAUGUUUGUUACUAGUGGAGGAUUCCAUUUUGAUGCCCGUAGUGCUGCUCAUGGUGUUGUCCGAGUUUGAACGGUAAACAGUUUGUCUAAUAGCAGUAAUAAUUUCAUAAAGCAAAUGGCUCGAGUGUUAGUUUACGUAAGCCCUGUUGAUGCAGUCUUCAUGGAUAUAAAAUUGGACAGCAAAAUAGACCCUUCUGAACAUGCAAUAAGAAUAAAGGAAGAGCCAAUCGAUCCAGAGAUCUACGAUGAUUCGUUCCCAGUUGAUACGAAUACAGGGAAUGAAAAUGAAACAGCGACGUUUGAAGGUGAAUCUUCGGAUGGCGUUUAUCGUAGAAAUGGAGAAUCCGCGUGUCCUCAAGAAAGUACUUAUUUAGAAAAUAACAAAUCGAAUCCUGAUAAACGAACAAGUAAGCAUAAAGUACCUCCAGACAACAGAAUAAGUUGCAAUGUUUGUUUGUUAAGUUUUCAAACUAAACAUUUAUUGGAACUGCAUAAUAAAUUAUAUAACGGUGACGCAUUUAAGUGUAAUAAUUGCACUGCAACCUUCACUAUGCGUACUUUGUUGAUACGUCAUUUGGAGAUGCGAUGUUGUACGAAGAAAUUGCGUGGAUAUAGAUGUAAUUUUUGUAACCGAAGGUUUUCCCAUAAAAGACAUGCUCAGUCUCAUUCAUUCCAUGUACAUGGGAAUGCAAUAUGUUCUGGUGAAAGCAAAAUUACGAAAACAUCUCCUAAAUCGUUAGGAAAGUCGAAGCAUUCGGAUGGUGUAGUCAUGGCAGAAUCAAAUACUUCACACAGUUCCUCCCCAAAAAACGUAAAUAGCUCAAUAAAUAUAUCUUUGAAACUAUCUAAUAGUUCAAACGAUACACCCACCAAGGGUUCGAGCAGCAAGAUCAAGAGCAAGAUUCCAACUUCGACGCUCAAGACAUUUAGUAACAAGAAAUCAACGGCUUCAGAAGUUAUUCAAAUGUCCACUUCUGUUAAGCGAAUCGAAUCUCCUGUUAGGAAAAGACCGUUUGUUCAAAUUCAUGUGAAUUUCAAAACAAUGACAUCUUUAUUAAGGAACGAAAUAAAAGCUGAAUCGAAAAGCUCUAAUACCUCGUACAAUAUGUCUUACAACCUUAGGCCAGUGAAAAGAUGUUCUUCUUCUUUAUAUGACUUUUACGAUUUAUUGGAGCUUGAGACCUUUGGAAGAUCAAGACAAUCUUUUAAAAGAAACAAGACUUCCUAUAUAUUUAACCAAAGUAAAAGAUCCGAACCUGAAGCUAAGCGUAAAGAAUGUGUGGUCCUUUUGGAGAAAUACGACAAAUUCUUAGAGCCUACUAGUUUUGUGUCAAACGAAAACGAAAACGAAAAGGAAAACAAAAACGAACACAAUGAAGCUUUCAAACAAGUAGUAUCGAAAAAUGUGGAAGAGGAAUUUGAAGGUUUUCGUGAAACAAGCUCGGCAGAUAACUUGCCUUUGACAGCUGACACGAUUGCGUCAAAGCGAUUCAAUGAAUUUGCAAAAUCUUUCGCUCAUAGAUUAAUCGUACCUCAACAAGAAUCGGUCGAGUUUAAGAAGAACUUUAAGGUCAAUCGGCAGAAAAGAUUUCAAUGUCAUAUUUGUAAAAAAUCGUUUUCUUUGAAGGAGAACCUGCGCCAGCACAUGAAAUUGUUCCAUACGAUUUACAUAUCGAGCAUAUGCAAAGCGCGUUAUACGUCCAUGAAUAAGUUACUAACUCACUAUCUACGUCAGCAUAUUGUGUUUAAACGAAGGGAAUGUUGCGUGUGUUAUGAGAAGUUUGACACGUCGGCAUUGUUGAAACGACACAUGAUUUUGCAUUGUGUGAAAAUCAUAAGAUCAAAAAAAGACUCUCUACCGGUCGAUGUUGAAAUAAAUUGCAAUGUAUCGAAAAAACAACACAAAUGCAAAGGUUGUCGCAAACGAUUUUGGCUAUACUCGUGUUUGAAACAACAUGAGAAUGUAUGUCGUCGAAUGAAGGUCUUAAUACAUAAACAACGUGUACGUCGUGUAAACCAUUUGUCUCGGUCCUUCAAAGAACUUAGUGACAUGGAACUCGACAUAGUACAGUCACCUGAUUUGAAACAAAUGUUGGAUGUUCCGGGUAGGACGACGAGAUCUUUGAAAAAUUAUUCGGCUCCUAGUACGCUUAUUACGGAUGAUACUUUCUCUUCGUCGUUCGAUACAGCUGUAAAGAACGAAAGGUUACGUAAUAGGAUUGCGUGCGUAAAGGGUUACCAAGCGGACAAGAUGAACGAAACAAAGUUUUCUUGCACUACUUGUGGAACACAAUUCCGAACAUUUCAAACUUUGUGCAGACACCAGCGCACCUAUUGCCAAACAGCCACAAAAAAGUGUAACGUUUGUCAGACGAUGUUUUGCACUAGAAGAAUAUUACAGCUUCACAUGCUUGCUACUCAUACGCCUUCGUGCUCGGCUACUAAAAACUACAAGUUCUUUUGUAAGUUCUGUAAUCAAGGAUUUAUUAAGAAAUCGAAUUAUAAAAUUCACGAACGACACUUACAUACUGGGUAGAAUCCUAGACUGGUGCUGAAUUCCGAUUGCGCUUUGAAAUAUAAUCCAAUCUGUAAUAUAUGCCAUUUGUUAUCCGAAUCCUACGAACGUGUAGUUGAGCAUAACAUGUAUUAUUACAAGGGCAAUGAUUUUUUGUGCACAAUAUGUGGUAACUUGUUUCAAGGAAUAUACAAGUUUUAUCAUCACAUCAAGUUGGAGCAUUAUCCGGAGGAGCCAUGGAAAUUGUACCUUUACAAAUGCGAUACUUGUAGCGAAGGCUUUAGCUACGAAUCACAUUUCCACGCACAUAAGCUACACGUUCAUUCGUACGAUUCGGCCGCUGACGGGACGUGCGACCGCGAUACAUCGGAUCAGACUUUUCGCAUGUGUUCAUGAUUCUUUGGAUAAAUUAAGAUAAUCAUAAGAUAAUAAGCAUAGGGAAUAUUUAAUUCUUUGAUUUAUAGGUCGUUUCAAAAUCAAUUUUCACGGUACUUUACAGAAGAAUUGGCCUAGAUUCAGACGUACAAUAAACGCGCCAAGUACACAUACGCAUACGAAGCAAAUGAUUUCUAAAGUGUUCUUUAAGUCAUGUAUUCGCAUUUUCCAUGAUACGCAUGAAAUGUAUUUGUUGAGAAUUUUAGAUCUUAAUAGCUGAAAUAAUGGUAUAAGAACACUAACUUUACACUUAGAAUUUAUAUUAGAAUAUUUAUUUAUUUAUUUGAUAAACGAUUUCAAAGAUAUUCAUCGAUACAUACUUGCACGCGUCUCAGCGCUUUCUUCCAUACCCGACUGUUAACCGACUGAACAGUUUACAUUCCUUUGUUUUCGAGAUGACGCACACACACAUACUUCCACACACUGACAUUCACAUACAUGUAUCGCUACUAUGCAGCUAAUCUAGUUUAGCACAUAAAAUUAUACUUAUCUCAAUAGUAUUGAUUUUUGUUGAAAUAUACUUUACAAGUCGAAUGAACGCUACUAACCUAGUACAAACUGUGCUCGACUCAAACAUCGAGCACUGAGUGAAGUUUGGAUGUCAGCUUUAAGCGCUUCCUGUUCACUGUUUGCUAUGGUCUCAGUUUGUCGAAUCAGAAGAUGUCAAGUAUUCUAGGCUAGACCAUCCAAAAAACCAGUGAACUAUAUAUUCCAUACUGUCUCUAACUUUAUUUAACAUAUAUCGUUUUGUUCAAAUAAGAGAUAAAGAGAUGUAAUCGCGUUAUCGUGUCGUUUACUAAGUGGCGUUUGAAACAGCUUAAUGAAAAUUAUAAUAGAUCUAUAUGCAUUAGAUAGAGUAAUAAAUUAGUCUGCUUUUCUUUGAGCGCAUUAUAUUUAUGUAUUUUUAUGUACGUAUAUAUUCUGUGUGUGUGUGUUUGCGCGUGCACAUGUGCAUUUCAAGUACGUUGAUUAUUACCCUAUUUCAUUAUUGUAAAAUUUCCUGUUAAAGGGAGUUUUUCAUUCGGCGUGCGCGUUUGCCGAUCUUCAUAUUUUAUAAAUUGUUUUUGGUCGGCGUAAAAGUUUGAAAAAGUUAGAAAAUAAAUGAAGCGAGGGUAAGUAAAUGUUGCAAUUUCUUUUCUUAAAUGCUGAUAGUGGUAAUUUUUCUUCUAUUGCAAUGUUUAUUUGUCAUAAUUAUUCGUUUAAACGUCCGCUCGAUAUAAUAUUUAUAACAUUCGUUAAAAAAUGAACAAACAAUUAAUGAAUCUGAUAUUGAGAUUACCAAAAAAUUCAUUUCGUUUGUCACACGUGGAAUGAUUAUAUGAUAAGUUUCAUGUUUGACAAAUGACUAAUUUAAAUAUGGAUCGUAAUUACAAUUUUCAUUAUGAAAUGAUAUAUUUACUUACCCAGCUAUCGAUUAAUGACGUCGAAUGAUAAUUGUACGGGAACCAUAAUGCUUUAUAAUGUGCAAUUAAAUUAUUACGUUAAAUAUUCAGCGAAUUAAUAUUUCAAUUUCCAUCACCAUCAACUGAAUAUUUCAAUUUCCCGCUCGCACAGUUCGAUAAUUGGGAGGAAUAUGAGACCAAGAACAGUAUAUAUCGCUAUAAAAGCGCGAAUGAUAAUUGUCGUAUUAGAAUUUCUAUAAAGAAAUAAGUAUUGACGUUUAUAUCACAGAAUAGUUGCAGCGCGUAAUCAAAUAAAUUGGUUGUUUAACAGCGGGAAAAUGAACUAUUUUCACGAGCUUUCACCGGUUUUGCCAUACAACGAAACGAACAGUUGAGCAAUUAUGAAAGCUAACCUUUGUAUUUUCCAAAAAUUCGAAAGCUGGUAAACUUAAUAGAUUGCUCGAGAAAUUUAUAGAUUUUAGUAGUACGAUAUGUACUGUUUUUAAAAGUGUAUUCUUUAAUAAAUUACAUUU